Messenger RNA from Macrosiphum euphorbiae (potato aphid), 1254 nucleotides. The record is from the annotation of a GenBank genome assembly. Lineage: Eukaryota; Metazoa; Arthropoda; Insecta; Hemiptera; Aphididae.
AUGAUCAACGAAACGUCGGCGGCAGCGAUCGAGCUGGCCGCUGCGGCGGCGAACGGCUGCCAGGUGACCAGUGAAAGCGGUGCGGGCUCGGGAUCGGCCGCUAUGUUGACAGUGAUCGCGGUGAUCGUGAUCACUACUGCGCUGAUCGUGAUCACCGUGUUCGGCAACAUACUGGUCAUCAUGAGCGUGGUUCAGUACCCACCGCUCCGGUCCGUGCCCAACAUAUUCAUCGUGUCACUGGCUGUGGCCGACCUUACGGUGGCCAUAGGCGUGCUGCCGCUGAACGUCGUUUACAACGUGACGGGCGUGUGGCUAUUCGGCGGCGUCGUCUGCAAAUUGUGGCUGACUUGCGACGUGCUGUGCUGCACCGCGUCCAUCCUGAAUCUGUGUGCAAUCGCGCUGGACAGGUACCGGGCCAUCACGCAGCCGAUAGCGUACGCGCAGAAGCGCACAGUGUCCCGCGUCAUGUGGACGGUGGCACUGGUGUGGAUCGCCAGCGCGGUCAUCAGCUCGCCGCCGCUCAUUGGCUGGAACGACUGGCCGGACGUAUUCGACGAGCACACGGCUUGCGCGCUCACCACGCACCCCGGUUACGUGGUGUACUCGUCCAUGGGUUCGUUUUACAUACCGCUGGUGGUGAUGAGCAUCACGUAUCUCAGGAUAUACGUGGCCACCAGGCGGAGGCUGAGACGCCGGGCAAAACAGGUGGCUGCGUCGCUGCCGGCCACGGCGGCCGGUUCGUCCUGUAAACAGGACGACGCGGCCACUGGUAGCGGCAAGACGAAGAUGGCGGCGGACGCGGCCACGGGCGACUCGGCCAGCAGCAGCGACGAGGUGGACGCGGCCACCAACGGUACGGGCAGCGGCGGCGACAAGCAGCGGACGGGGAGGGGUGCGCCGAUGGCCGUGCGAGCGGUGCCGUCGAUGGGCAAGCACGUCAACCAGCUGCUGGAGCACAAGCAGCGCAUAUCGCUAUCCAAAGAGCGCAAAGCCGCCAAGACGCUGGGCGUCAUUAUGGGCGUGUUCGUUGUCAGCUGGCUGCCGUUUUUCGUCAUCUACCUGUUCUUCCCGUUCUGUAAGUCAUGCUGUCCGCCGUCCAAGGUGCUCGUCAACGUGGUCACGUGGCUCGGCUACCUCAACUCGACCGUCAACCCGAUCAUAUACACCCGGUGCAAUAUGGACUUCCGGCGGUCGUUCAAGAAGAUCCUGCACAUGGACGAGAAGCACCAGCACUUACAGCACCACCACCGCUGA